Messenger RNA from Leptomonas pyrrhocoris, 1535 nucleotides. RefSeq lists its product as hypothetical. The record is from RefSeq and is a predicted model, not a curated record. The transcript has a single exon. Gene Ontology annotation, molecular function: long-chain fatty acyl-CoA binding; fatty acyl-CoA hydrolase activity. Gene Ontology annotation, cellular component: cytosol. The coding region runs from base 345 to 1535 and encodes 396 amino acids. Gene Ontology annotation, biological process: fatty acid metabolic process; acyl-CoA metabolic process. Lineage: Eukaryota; Euglenozoa; Kinetoplastea; Trypanosomatida; Trypanosomatidae.
GCACGCUGACACGUUAGCCGGAGAAGAAAGGCACGCUUGAAAUUGUGCGCUUCGCAUGGGAAUCGCACUGCAGAGAACGUGUUAUACCGACAUAUUUGUGUCACGAGAGACCCGCCGUUUCGGCGAAAUAUAUAUCCCACUUUAUAAAACUGGGUGACUUUUUAUCUCGUUAUCAGCAGACCUCUUUGUUAGUAUUAUUAUCUUACUGUUACACUACCCCUAGCUACUUUUCUUUCUACUAUCUGUCACAAUACCUCGUAAAGCGUUGUGAUUAUUCUUGUAAGACACGUAGACAAGAAUCGUAAUUUAUCUAUCUAUAUAUAUAUAUCUAGAUAUAGGCAGCGAUGUUUCGUCGUGCAACCAGCCAGGUCGUGGCGGCCCACCUGUGCCGCAGCGCGUUGCCUGCCAUGGCAGCGAGGCGGGAGCUGAGCGAAGGCCGUCGCACCGGCGUCGUCAUUGGCAACCCUAAUCAAGGCAUGAUUGAGCCUAUCCACGUGAACUGGACCGACAUCGCGGGUUCGGACAACACACCCGGCGCCCGGCUCGCUGCAGGGCGUGUGCUGGCGAUGCUAGACAUGUGUGCGGCGCGUGCCUCGCAGAAGGCAGCCGACCUCCAGUCAAAAGACACGGGCAAGAAGAUUCUCACCUGCACUGUGGGCGUCACCAACACCAUGUUCUCCUCGCCGAUUCUGCACGGCGAUGCGGUGCGGUUGGACGGGCGUGUCGUGCACUGCGGGUCCAGCUCCAUGGGCGUUUACAUCCGCUUCUUUCGCCUCUCGCCGUCCACGCGUACCGAGACGCCUGCCGGGGAGUCCUUCUUCACCAUGUGCACCAUCACUCCCGAUUUGAAGGCGGCGAAGGUGGUGCCGGCGAUGGAGCUGACGGACACGCUGGAUAUUGAGAUGCACGACCGCUACCUGCGCAUCCGCGAAAUCGAGCAGGAGAACGCAGCGGACACCAAGGAGCGGAUGAAGCACACGCUGACGCCCGCCGACGUGGACUGCCCUGUCAACAAGUCAAAGGCGAUCCGCGCCCCCUUUCGCGCGACGCGCGUGGAGGCCAACCGCAUCUUCUUCACCUCCUGCAUGAACAACAACAAUACGGUCUUCGGCGGCGAGCUGAUGUCGUGGAUGGAGCAGCACGCGGUGCACUGCGGCCGCAUGUUCACCGGCAACCGCAACGUCUACACGCUCGGCAUGCACAGCGUAGCGUUUGCGGAGCCGGUCUUUUCCACCGAUUGGGUGACGCUGAAGGCAACGAUGAUCUACGUACGAAACACGACCAUGGAGGUGGACGUGGUGCUGCGCGCCGAGCGGCAGGGCGGUGCUGUCGUGACGAACCGCGCGUCAUUUGUUUUGAUUAACAACGACGACAUUGGGCAGAAGUCUGGCAUCCCGCUCGGGUUGGAGUUGAACGGCGCCACGCAGGAGGAAUUGCAGCAAUUUGCGGAGGCCCGUGUGCGCUAUCAGCGGAGUGUGGACCAGCGGGACGCUUUUUACGCCAACGUGUCUCGGACGGGUACGACAAAGCUGUGA